AAACAAAUGACGAAACCAAAGGAGAAAUAACAACGAAAAAUAAAAGAAAAUUAAAAAUAACUUUCUCUCUCUAUCUCUUUCAUUUCUCUGUUGCAGUGUUUUUGAAGCGAAGAUAAAAAGCCAAUUCCAAUUACACGCUCUUUCUCUUUUUUUUAUAUUUCUUCUUCCCUCUCGCCGGCACUGCCACCUGCCGCAUACAAAACAAACCACCAAACUCUCUCUCUCUCUCUCUCUCUCUCUCUCUCUCUCUCUCUCUCUUGUUUCUCUCUCUAGAAUUCUCUUCGCAUUCGCAGAGAUCGUUAGGGUUUCACUGCGAACAAAGAUUAAACAACAAUGUCGGAGGAAGAGAAGUUGUUGAAGGAAGCGAAGAAACUUCCAUGGGAGGAUCGUCUCGCUCACAAGAACUGGAAGGUUAGAAAUGAAGCGAAUAUCGAUUUGGCUUCUCUCUGUGACUCUAUCACCGAUCCUAAGGAUCCUCGCAUCCGUGAAUUCGGUCACUUUUUUAAAAAGACUGUGGCGGAUUCGAAUGCCCCUGUGCAGGAGAAGGCACUCGAUGCGUUGAUUGCUUACUUGCGAGCUGCAGAUGCUGAUGCCGGGAGGUUUGGGAAGGAAGUUUGCGAUGCUGUUGUGGCGAAAUGUCUGACUGGAAGGCCAAAGACGGUAGAGAAGGCCCAGGCAGUGUUUUUGCUCUGGGUGGAAUUGGAGGCUGUGGAUGCUUUUCUGGAUGCAAUGGAGAAAGCGAUAAAGAACAAAGUUGCUAAAGCGGUGGUGCCUGCAAUAGAUGUUAUGUUUCAAGCUUUAAGUGAAUUUGGAUCUAAAAUUGUGCCCCCAAAAAGAAUUUUGAAGAUGCUUCCGGAACUCUUUGAUCACCAAGAUCAAAAUGUUCGUGCAUCCUCUAAAGGGUUGACUCUUGAACUUUGUCGCUGGAUCGGUAAAGAUAAUGUAAAAUCAAUCUUGUUUGAGAAAAUGAGAGACACAAUGAAAAAAGAGUUGGAAGCGGAAGUUGUAAAUGUUACCGGAACAGCAAAGCCAAGUCGUAAAAUAAGAUCUGAGCAAGACAAGGAACCUGAACAGGAAACUAUAUCUGAGGUUGUGGGUCCUGGCCCUGCUGAAGAAUCUGGGGCUGAUGCUCCUCAAGAAAUAGAUGAAUAUGAGCUUGUUGAUCCUGUUGAUAUUUUGACUCCUCUGGAGAAAUCAGGAUUUUGGGAUGGAGUGAAAGCUACCAAAUGGCUUGAACGGAAGGAGGCUGUUGGUGAGCUAACGAAACUUGCAUCAACCAAAAGAAUUUCCCCUGGUGAUUUUUCUGAAGUUUGUCGGACCUUAAAGAAGCUUAUUACAGAUGUGAAUAUUGCUGUUGCUGUUGAAGCUAUCCAGGCCAUUGGCAAUCUUGCUCGUGGAUUAAGAACCCAUUUUUCUGCGAGUUCUCGUUUUUUAUUGCCUGUUUUACUUGAAAAAUUGAAAGAGAAAAAACCUACAAUGACCGAGGCAUUGUCUCAGACUCUUCAAGCGAUGCACAAAGCAGGAUGCAUUAGCCUUGUUGAUAUUGUUGAAGAUGUUAGGACAGCCACAAAAAACAAAGUUCCUCUUGUGCGAUCAUUAACAAUGAACUGGGUUACAUUUUGCAUUGAAACAAGUAACAAGGCUAUUAUUACGAAGGUGCAUAAGGAUUAUGUUCCAAUCUGCAUGGAGUGUCUAAAUGACGGAACUCCUGAAGUUAGGGAUGCUGCCUUUUCUGCACUGGCAGCAAUAGCAAAGUCGGUUGGCAUGCGACCUCUUGAGAGGUCAUUGGAGAAACUUGAUGAUGUUAGAAGGAAAAAGCUUUCAGAAAUGAUUUCAGGUUCUGAAGAUGCUGUGCCUGGUGGUUCUUCCACAGCUUCUGUGCAAAAUACACGUGCAAGUGCAUCUUCUGCAGAGACUUCUGAAGGAGCUGGCAAAAGGUCAGCUGCAAGUAUGCUUAGUGGAAAGAGACCUGUUCAGGCAGUGCCCGUCGCCAAGAAAGGGGGGGUUGUAAAGUCUGGUGCAAACAAAAAAGUAGAUGGAGUUUCACAAAAGGCUGCAAAAACGAUUGAAGCACCCGAAGAUGUUGAGCCCACUGAGAUGGGUCUUGAAGAGAUUGAAAGCCGAAUAGGUUCUCUUAUACAGUCAGAUACCAUCGCUCUAUUAAAAAGUGCUGUGUGGAAGGAGCGUCUUGAAGCCAUUUCUUCGCUGAAACAGCAAGUUGAAGGCUUACAGAACCUUGACCAAUCUGUAGAAAUAUUGAUUAGAUUACUGUGCACGUUGCCUGGUUGGGGCGAGAAAAAUGUUCAGGUUCAACAGCAGGUUAUUGAAGUUACCACUCAUAUAGCUUCAACUGCAACUAAAUUCCCAAAGAAGUGUGUAGUACUUUGUCUUUCGGGACUAUGUGAGCGUGUAGCAGAUAUUAAGACACGUGCACAUGCUAUGAAAUGCCUCACUACAUUUUGUGAAGCAGUUGGUCCAGGAUUCAUUUUUGAAAGAGUCUAUAAGAUCAUGAAGGAGCAUAAGAAUCCUAAGGUUCUUAGUGAGGGAAUUUUGUGGAUGGUUUCUGCUGUUGAGGAUUUUGGUGUAUCUCUUUUAAAGCUUAAGGAUUUAAUUGAUUUUCUUAAAGAAAUUGGUCUGCAGUCAAGUGCAGCUGCUACUAGAAAUGCAUCAAUUAAACUCUUGGGUGUUCUGCAUAAAUUUGUUGGUCCAGACAUAAAAGGGUUUCUCACCGAUGUUAAGCCUGCACUGCUGAGUGCUCUUGACACCGAAUACGAGAAGAACCCAUUUGAGGGUGCAUCUGCAGUUCCCAGAAAAACUGUCAGGGCAUCAGAUUCAUCCUCAUCCUUGGUGGCUGGUGGGCUGGAUAGCUUGCCUCGUGAAGAUAUUAGUGGAAAGGUUACUCCGACUCUCUUGAAGAGUUUCGAAAGCCCUGAUUGGAAGGUUCGUAUGGAGUCUGUUGAUGCUGUAAACAAAAUACUGGAAGAGGCUAAUAAGCGCAUUCAAUCAACUGGAACUGGUGAUUUAUUUGGCGCUCUUAGGGGACGGCUCAAUGAUAGCAACAAAAACAUAGUCAUGGCUACCUUGACAACAAUUGGUAAUGUUGCAUCUGCAAUGGGUCAAGCUGUUGAGAAGUCAAGCAAAGGCAUUCUGUCGGAUAUAUUGAAAUGUCUUGGGGACAAUAAGAAGCACAUGAGAGAAUGUGUACUGAAUACUCUUGACUCUUGGCUUGCUGCUGUUCAUCUUGAUAAAAUGGUUCCUUAUGUUGCAAUUGCUUUGGUGGAUUCUAAACUUGGCGCUGAAGGGCGUAAAGAUCUUUUUGAUUGGUUAUCCAGGCAACUUUCUGGGUUAAGUAGUUUUACUGAAGCUGCUCAACUUCUGAAGCCAGCCUCUUCUGCAAUGGCUGAUAAAUCCUCUGAUGUUCGCAAGGCGGCAGAGACUUGUAUUAAUGAGAUACUUAGAGUUAGUGGGCAUGAAAUGAUUGAAAAGAUUGUUAAAGACAUUCAUGGACCAGCACUGACACUUGUUCUUGAGAAGAUAAAACCAUAUGGAGGUUUUCAAGAGUCAUUCGAGUCAGCCAGAGCAGCUUCAGUGAGUGUAACAUCGAAAGGUGCUACAAAGGUUGGGAAAUCAACUGCAAGUGGUGUUUCAAAACCUGGAAAUAGAUCUGUAUCUUCGAGAGUCGGGGUAAUAAAGGGUGCCAAGUCGGAACCAAUAUCUGUUCAAGAUAUAGCAGUCCAAACUCAGGCCUUGCUAAAUAUCAAUGAUUCAAAUAAGGAAGAUAGAGAGAGAUUGGUUGUUCGAAGGUUUAAGUUUGAAGAUCCACGAAUUGAGCAAACUCAAGAUCUUGAGAGUGAUAUGAGGAGGUAUUUCAGAGAGGAUUUACAUAAGAGACUCUUAAGUCAAGAUUUUAAGAAGCAAGUUGACGGACUUGAAAUUCUGCAGAAGGCACUUCCAUCCAUUGUUAAGGAAGUUAUAGAAGUUUUGGAUAUUCUCUUGAGGUGGUUUGUGUUGCAGUUCUGCAAAUCAAACACAACAUGUCUAUUAAAGGUGCUGGAAUUUCUUCCUGAACUGCUUGACAGUUUGAAGGAUGAUGGGUACUCUUUAACAGAGUCUGAAGUGGCAAUUUUUCUUCCUUGCCUUGUAGAGAAGUUAGGGCAUAACAUUGAGAAAGUACGUGAAAAAAUGCGGGAGCUGACUAAACAAUUUGUUGUGGUAUAUUCCGCAUCCAAAUGUUUCCCUUAUAUAUUGGAAGGGUUGCGCUCUAAGAACAACCGGACUCGAAUUGAAUGUGCUGAUCUUGUAGGAUUUAUUCUUGAUCAUCAUGGGGCUGAGAUUAAUGGGCAGCUGAAAUCAUUGCAAAUUGUUGCAAGUUUAACGGCUGAACGUGAUGGGGAUAUUAGGAAAGCUGCAUUAAAUGCACUUGCCACCGGUUAUAAGAUUCUAGGUGAGGACAUAUGGAGAUUUGUUGGGAAACUAACAGAUGCUCAAAAAAGCAUGUUAGAUGAUAGAUUUAAGUGGAAGGUCCGUGAGAUGGAAAAGAAAAAGGAAGGAAAGCCAGGGGAAGCGAGGGCUAUUUUACGGCGUUCUGUCAGGGAAAAUGGGCCUGAUGUCGCAGAGCAAAGUGGAGAAAUGGCUAGAUCUCUUGCUGGUCCAUUAUUGAGGUAUGAAAAUAUGUCUAUUUUUUUCCUUUGCAGCCAAAUAACCCACCAAAAAAAAAUUACAUUGCUUCUAUUCUUCUUAAUCAUCUUGCUUUUUAUUGUCAGGAGAAAUUAUGCUCAACCAGAUAGUAACAUUGAGAGACAAUUGAUGUCUCGUCCUGUGGCUGUUGCCAGUACCCCCACUGAUUGGAAUGAAGCACUAGACAUUAUUUCUUUCGGUUCUCCCGAGCAGUCAGUUGAAGGAAUGAAAGUUGUUUGCCAUGAGUUAGCUCAGGCAACUAGUGAUCCAGAAGGCAGUGCUAUGGAUGAACUUGAGAAAGAUGCAGACAGGCUAGUUUCAUGCCUUGCAAAUAAGGUUGCAAAAACUUUUGACUUCAGUUUGGCUGGAGCUUCAUCGCGGUCCUGUAAAUAUGUGCUCAACACGCUCAUGCAGACUUUUCAAAAUAAAAGAUUAGCACAUGCUGUAAAAGAGAGCACUCUUGACAGUCUCAUUACCGAGCUUCUUCUGUGGCUAUUGGAUGAUAAUGUUCCUCGUAUGGAUGAUGGUAGCCAGUUGUUGAAAGCACUGAAUGUAUUGAUGCUUAAGAUUCUUGAUAACGCAGAUCGAACAUCAUCUUUUGUUGUCCUAAUUAAUCUCUUACGUCCACUAGAUCCAUCGAGGUGGCCUUCACCAGCGCCAAAUGAGUCACUUGCUACCAGAAAUCAGAAGUUUUCUGAUCUGGUUGUGAAAUGCCUUAUAAAGCUUACAAAGGUUCUUCAGAGCACCAUCUAUGAUGUUGACCUCGAUCGCAUGCUUCAAAGCAUCCAUCUAUACUUGCAAGACUUGGGAAUGGAGGAAAUUAGGAGAAGGGCUGGUGCGGAUGACAAACCAUUGCGAAUGGUGAAAACUGUUCUGCAUGAACUUGUUAAGCUUCGUGGUGCAGCAAUAAAGGGUCAUCUUUCAAUGGUUCCUAUCGAUACAAACCCUAAACCUAUCAUCCUUGCUUACAUUGAGCUUAAUCUCGAGACUCUGGCUGCUGCAAGAAUGUUGACUGCAUCUGGCCCCGGGGGACCAAACCAUUGGAGUGAUUCAGCAACCAAUAAUUCAGCAGCUGGAAUACAUUCUGCUGAUGCUCAGUUGAAGCAAGAGUUGGCUGCAAUAUUUAAGAAGAUUGGGGAGAAGCAAACUUGCACAAUUGGACUAUAUGAACUUUAUCGGAUUACUCAAUUGUACCCAGAGGUUGACAUAUUUGAUCAGCUUCAAAAUGCUAGUGAGGCAUUUCGCACUUACAUCAGAGAAGGUCUUGCCCAGAUGGCGAAAAAUGCUGCAGCUGGAAGAACUCCGUCAAGUAUGCCAAUGCCUACUCCUCCACCAGCAUCUUUAAAUAUAUCUUCCCCAGAUUUUGCGCCACUCUCUCCUGUAAAUGCAAAUGCGUUGAAUGAAGCUAAAUUAAAUGUGAAAACUGAACCAACAAAUUUCAAUCUACCCCCAUCAUCAUAUAAUGAGGAGAAUAGGGCUGUGAAUGCCUUUGCAUCGAGAGUGUUAAGUUCUGACUAUGCCGGAGUAACAAGUGGGACAUUGGAUGCAAUUAGAGAGAAAAUGAAGAGUAUGCAAUUAGCAGCUGCGGCUGGGAGUACAGAUUCUGGUGCUAGGCCAUUGACAAGUGUUAACGACAACAUGAACCAUGCACUUCCUCAUAGUCAGAUUCCUCUUCCAUCGGAACAUGUUGGAACUGAGAAUACUUUGCAAGGUGGGGUACAUCCUAUGGAUGAGAAAGCUUUGUCAGGGCUUCAAGCACGUAUGGAAAGACUGAAGAGUGGAUCCCUUGAACCUCUUUAGGAGGAAAUUAAGAUAAAAGGGAUUAAUUUCCUUACCAUUCUUAGAUUUUGAGAACAUAUACGCCAUUCAUGCUGUGGCAUGUAAUCAUUAUUUACAAUGCGGGUGGAUAUAGAUUGAAUGUAUAGUAUAGUCAAUAGAGCCAUUAUCAUUAAAAACUACGGAGAUUCUGAUGCGGCUGAGAAUCAGAGGAUUGAUUGUAGGCAGUCCAGUUUAUGACCCUGCAUUUAUUUAAUCCCAACCUUUGUUCACAUGACCUUUGUAUAUUGUAGUGGUGCUGUCUGUAUUUUUGUGACACGAAUUAUGUAGAUCCCUGCACUCAAUCCAAUCACAACCAUUUCAGUGCUGAUAGGGGUUUGCUUGGGUUGUAUAUUUAGCUUUUAUUUAGAAAAUUUUGACAUUGGAAUUUCAUUUUUAAUUACGCAAAUGAUUGUAGGACAUGGUGUUUAAUGUCCUUCCAUUAUAGGAUUUCGAUCGUUACAUUUCAGCAUA
This is a messenger RNA of Trifolium pratense (red clover), 6966 nucleotides long. Its product is annotated as protein MOR1. Lineage: Eukaryota; Viridiplantae; Streptophyta; Magnoliopsida; Fabales; Fabaceae. Gene Ontology annotation, cellular component: microtubule plus-end; kinetochore; spindle pole. The record is from RefSeq and is a predicted model, not a curated record. The transcript is spliced from 53 exons. Gene Ontology annotation, molecular function: microtubule plus end polymerase activity; microtubule plus-end binding; ubiquitin binding. Bases 334 to 6477 code for a protein of 2047 amino acids. Gene Ontology annotation, biological process: mitotic spindle organization; microtubule polymerization; establishment or maintenance of microtubule cytoskeleton polarity.